AAAAAUCAGCUGAAAAGUCUCACAUGAAAAUUGAAAGUGCAUUAAAAGCCAGCAUGUGCGACAGAAGGUAGACUGAGACAAACGUGGCAGCCGUACAGCAGAGAUCUGAAAUGUGAAAAAUAUUACAGGAUACAGCUAACGUCUUGACAGUGUGUUACUGAGGAGUAUGUGAGCUUCCUAUUUUACCCCGGUUUGAGCUCUUAAGCAAGGUUUUGGGCCAAGCAGAAAGCAGGAGUACAAGUCAGAGACGAUUGCAACAUGUGGAGAAGUUUCCAAAUAGUGUAGAGGAGAGAGACUCACAUGAACUGAACCAGCCCAACACAUGGCGGUUCACAGUCAGGUUAAUGGGACGACAGCCAUACCGUGGAGGAGCAGCAGGAGGAGGCUGUCGCUCCUGGAGCAGCUGAGGGGCUGUCAGGAGGCCUGGUGCCCCGGGCCACCCUGGGACAGAGAGGCGGUCCACGCUGCUAUCUGUGGAACACCUGCUGGGAGUUUCCUUAUUGUGCGGGACUCUGCGACAUCUCAGCCCAGCCUUCUGUGUGUGUCUGCUGGAGGACAGGAUGAAGCAGUUCUUGAUUAUGAUAUCAAAUGCACAGGCACAGUCUUCCAGCUCUCUGAGUCUCGUCUGUCUUUCUCGGACUUGGCUCAGCUAGUGAUCUUCUACUCUCUGACCAGGGAUGUGUUGGCUCUUUGUCUGACUUUUCCUCCGUGGAUCAUUAGUGUAACCGAGAGGAGCAAAGAUCGUCUCUCUCAGCUUGAACCCAAAACUUGGCUUUGUUCACCGGCUGACUUUCAGACUGAUGAAAUGACUCACAGGGAGCCGAGCACUGUAAUGUGCUCCAUACAGCUAACGUCAGCCAACGGAGCCCUGUGUGUCAUCAAUCCCCUCUACCUUCGUGAACAUGGAGAUGAAUGGCUAACAAAUCGGACACCUGAUGUUAAGUCUCCCACACAGCCAUCAAAAUACAGACAAGAGCGACGCCUAAGCACCACCCGUAAAUGGGCAGGGGCAGGGAUACAGAGUAAACGAGCCAUCUCGUUGGACCAGGAACCUUCUUCUGCCAUUUCUGACAGCUCAGGUCUAAUCAGAGCCAAAUCAGCAGAUUCACCACCAAUCUCCACACCAGCAGGGGUGGUCCUCAGGAGACCCAGCCGAGAUUCUACCCCCAGCCUCACCAACAGAGCGAGCACUGGGAGCAUGCCCACCUCCCCUGUCAGGUGUGACAGCCCGGCAUCUGAGCUGCAGCCCCAUGGCAGCCCAGUGCCCCAGUCUCCUCAUAGGGUCUCCUGGAUUGAGGAUGGAGUCUGGCUGCCUCCACCCAGGCCUUCCUCCUUGCUCCAGCCUCCGUCACUGGAGCUCGAUUCAUUGUCAAUCAGCAGCAUAGAGGAAGAGCAGGAGUUUCAGACACCAAGCCCUACACCCCACCACCCGUCAGCACACCGGUUGGCUGACAAAGUCAUACAUCGCCUCUCGGCGGUAGGCCAGGCUCUCGGUGGGCUCGUAUGUCAGAAGAAAAGACUAAUCAAUCGUGUGCAGGAGAUGAGCGAGCGCAGAGGUGGGGCAUUUGCAGAUGCUGUAAAAGGAUUCAUCGAGAUGACGAUGAAGAAAGGGGCUGAUCCUACGGGGGUCACAGGGUCAGAGUUCUUACAGGAAGUGAGGUCAUCGCUCACAUCACUUAGGGAGACAUUGUUGGAAUAUCCAGAAAUCCAGGCAAUGUUGGACUGCAUGACUGACUUAAAUGACCCAGAGAUCGACUCUGUGGUGGAGCUCGCCCUGCACAAGGUAGCUCUGAAGCCUGUGGCCGCACACCUUUACUCCUGCAUUCACAUCUCUCGUACCAAUGACGGUAGCCUCCAGUCACUUAAGAACAACCUUCAUGUGCUGGAGGAGAAUGGGGUGAAGGGGCUAGGGGGGUCAGCGGGAGUCGGAUUUCCCGACUCUGUGACCCUGGAGCGGAUCCAGCAGAAGUGGACUAGUAUGCAUGAAGCCUACUCCCCGAACAAGAAGGUCGAAGCCCUGCUCAAAGUCUGCAAGAGCAUCUACCAUAGCAUGAAUGCCAAUGCAUCCUCAGGUACAGUGUUUGGAGCAGAUGACUUCCUGCCCUGUCUGACAUGGGUGCUGCUGCGUAGUGAAGUGGUCACUUUACAGCAAGACACAGACUACAUGAUGGAGCUGCUGGACCCCACACAGCUACAGGGAGAGGGUGGCUACUACCUUACAACUUUAUACGCUUCUCUCUACUACAUCAGCAGCUUCCGGCCACGCUUGGCUGCCCGUCAGCUCAGCGUUGAAGCCCAACACUCUCUCAAUCAGUGGCAUCGCAGGCGUACUCUGCACUGCAACCAAUCUCGUCGCAGCAAGAACCGACGGACCAUUCGCAGACAGGCAUGCCGUGACAGGGGCUCACUGGACUCUGAACGAAAGACUGAGAGUAAAGAAGAAAGUGGGAAAGAAAAAGGUUCUGUUGAUGUUGAUGAGUGUCAGGAGAACAAAUGUUCUGCAGAUGCUGAGGAAGGAGACAGGGGAGGACAGCAGCAGCAGACUCUGCUGGAGGAGGAGAUGAGGACAAUGGAGGAAUCUAAGGCUAAAGAGGAAGAAAGGAUCUGAGAUAAUUUUGUGACCUGUGGACCACAUGUUUGGGAGGUGGUGAAAUUAUCUCGACAUUUUUUCGCUUGGUCAAACCCUGCCUGAAGCUCUCACAUAAACUCUCAGCAUAUCCUGUCAUGCUCAGAUACCAAAGAGAGCUAUAAAUCAGUAUCAUUAUCACACUGAUGUCAGUGAAUUAUUAAAAUGUGUGUCACUCAUACUGUAGUAUUUGUUUGAGGAUCCCAACCUGGCAGUCAAGAGUUUGCAAGAUCUAAAAGGGAAAAAGAAAGAGGGGAAAAAAUGAAGAAGAGAGGUAUUCAUUUUUUGUGGAAACCACAUUAAAAAAUGUAUUGUUGCUUUUCAGCUGAUACUUGGGUGACUUUUGUACAUUAAAUAACUGAUCAUAUUGAUCCAUUAAUAAUAUAUUCCCAGUCAACAGCCAUCAGUCCACUUUUUCCCCAGAAAUGUAGUAAACAUAAGAAAGCUUAGAUCUUAUUUUGAUGCAGGAAAUUUGUCAUCUUAUUCAGAACAUGUUCAUGUUGAGGUGCUUUCACAUUUUUUAAGGUGCAAAAUGAGUUGGAAUUAUUUUAUAUGCUUAUUAAUUUAAUCUAAUGUAAUUUUUGACUUGUUAAACAUAUUAAUAUUAAAGUGAUAAUAUGCAAACACAAUAAAUGAAUAAGACAUAGAUUUUGUUUUACGGCAGCUUCUGCUCCUACCAGAAUUUCCUGCAACAUCAGACAAAGGCAAACAACGUUAGCGCCUAGCUAGUGAACACAGUGGAGCAUUUCACAGCUAAAGAUCCAGAUAUUUCCCUCAGGGGAUGGCGGAGACCAAAACAGACCUUAAAGGAAAGUGAAUAUUGGAUUUACUUUGAUCAUUUGACCAGGUAGAUUACUCAAAAUGAAUGAUAAAUGGGCUUCAUGUCUACUAGAUGUGUAUCUUGUGAAAGAUAUGUUUUUUGUAUGCUUCUGCCUUAAAGAUGAUCUUAAUUCUUUUUUUUUUUUUUUUUUUUUUUUUAACUUUAAAUCAUCUUCACCAUCAUGACUUUAUAUUAAGUGUGCUUUUAUAGGAAGGUCAACUGUGUUGACUAUUCCUCACUGACUUUGUGAAGCUCUGUCUUUCUUUUUCACCAAGGGUAAAUGUAAUCAUGUUAAAAUACCACCUGAGCUAAGCAUUUUCUAAAUUUACAUCUAUGUACUGCUGUAUCGUUGUAAGUCUAUUCAAAAAGCAAAAUUGUAUAUCAAAGGUUUUACCAAGAAAAGACACCUAGAAAUAAUCCAGAAAUGUGUGUUUUCCCUUUGUACCACUAGAGGGCAGUAUAAACCCUUUUGUGAGUUGCCUGUAACCUCUUUACUGUAAAUGUUUUUAUUAGCGGUCUGCAGGGUAGAGUUCACAAGUUAUGUUUGAAUUCAAGCACCAUAUCCAUACUGGGAAAUAUCUGUAACAGAAGCAAGAAUAAAAUCUGGUUGAGUUUAUACAAUUUUCAAAUAUGCU
Scomber scombrus (Atlantic mackerel) is the source of this 4081-nucleotide messenger RNA. RefSeq names its product Ras and Rab interactor-like (gene rinl). Gene Ontology annotation, molecular function: guanyl-nucleotide exchange factor activity; small GTPase binding. Gene Ontology annotation, cellular component: cytosol; endocytic vesicle. The record is from RefSeq and is a predicted model, not a curated record. NCBI's taxonomy places the organism in Eukaryota, Metazoa, Chordata, Actinopteri, Scombriformes, Scombridae. The transcript is spliced from 11 exons. Bases 323 to 2608 code for a protein of 761 amino acids. Gene Ontology annotation, biological process: vesicle-mediated transport.